UUAUUGUCCAAUUGUUUGAAAGAAUCCAUGAGGAAAAGUUUUGAAUCCCCCUGAGAUGGUGGUAAGAUCUUUAUAAAAGAGGUUAGUGGUGGCAAGUUUUGGCACAGUUUCGAAUUGUGGAUUACCAAAGAAACAGUGUAAAGAAGUGUUUAAAAAAUGUUAAGAAUUAUUAUCCUUGUUUUAACAACUGUGACCUUAGCAUUAGCUCGUCCUAGCUACUUGCACACUUCUGUCGUUCCAUAUGGAUACGCAUUGGAACCCCAGGUAGUUGGACAUACGUUGCAUUCUAUUCCGACAGCGGUAUCUCAUCAAAGUCAAACUAUUGUACACGAGAAGCGUCCGUAUUUAAGACCAAUUGUUGAACACGUCCCAGUGCCAGUGUUGAACUCUUAUGCAGUACCAUCAGAAAUAGUAUCCUCACCGUACUACAAUGGUUGGGGAAGUGGGUAUGGUGGUUUUAGGACUGCAUCAGCAUACGGAGGAGGUUGGAACCAGUGGUAGAUUUUACAUUUUUCUUCAAUUUUUUUAAAUAAAAUAAAGUGAAUUAUGUAAAAAAUCAAAAA
This is a messenger RNA of Eupeodes corollae, 563 nucleotides long. RefSeq lists its product as uncharacterized. Lineage: Eukaryota; Metazoa; Arthropoda; Insecta; Diptera; Syrphidae. The record is from RefSeq and is a predicted model, not a curated record. Bases 157 to 501 code for a protein of 114 amino acids. The transcript has 2 exons.